This is a messenger RNA of Yamadazyma tenuis ATCC 10573, 991 nucleotides long. RefSeq lists its product as uncharacterized. The record is from RefSeq and is a predicted model, not a curated record. NCBI's taxonomy places the organism in Eukaryota, Fungi, Ascomycota, Pichiomycetes, Serinales, Debaryomycetaceae.
AUCAUUCUCAAUAUGAAUACUACUCCCAUAACUGACUUGGACUCGCUAAACUUCAAGGAACUCACAAAACAGGCUUUGGAUGUCGCUAGAUCCGUUCCCAAUUGGAAACUUACCAAAACAUAUAGCCAAAGCAACGUUAUCACCGAUGUGUUCUCCAGUACAAUCGAACAAGACUUUUGGGUAGCACGACAGACCCAGUUAAAUGCACAUCAAACUAGUUCUUAUGAGGACAAAUUCCAUAAACUCUUGAUCGGAAACAUUCCAAUUGACCUCCAAGAUAACCAUACCUUCCACGAAAAGAAUUACAUCCACGAUCUUUAUGACUUUAACAUUAAGGGUUUCAACGACUCCACAUACUUGAUCAAAACCUUUUAUAACCUCCCAUUUCCCUUGAAAAAAAGGACCUUCCACAACCUCGUCCACAUUGUGGAUACCGGCACCUAUUCAAUGGUGCUAUCGCUUUCUUUAGAGCCGGGUAUCCUUGGUAUUGAUCCCGGGUUUGUAGUGGGUCACUAUAGUUCAAUUGAGUUGAUUGAGAGAAAUGAAAAGGGUUUACUAUGGACAAUGUGUACGUCGUCUAAUCCCAACGGGUCGAUUCCGUACUGGAUCACCAAAAAGAGUCUUCCGGGAGCUAUAGUGAAUGAUGUUCCUAGUUUCUUGGCGUACUGUGAUAAACAUUAGUCAUUAGUAUAUUGCUAAAAGUGAACUAUAAGAACCGCUAUGACUUCUAUGUGCUGCCGUUGAUCAUGUAGUUCUCGAACCAGAGCUUGACAUCAUCGCCCAAAUUAUCUAGGAAGUCCACCUUUAUGACGUUUUCUGAUACAACCAGUACACCCGAUUUGACUUGAGCCAAGUGCCUUCUUCUUUUAAAGGCAUUAUUAUGAUUAAUGUUUCUGAUUAUGAUAAUAUACUUUUCUUCGUAUUUGAUGUAGUAGAACAUCCAGUCAUUGAUUUUAUUGGUGCUGAAUUUGUGGAAGUAUUCAUUAAGGUG